AACAACUUGGGCGCGCGCGCGGCCGGGUAGCAAAAGCUCGCGAUCUGUGCGCCCACCACCGGGAGGAGCGAAGAUGCGGAUGAGCUGCAAUGGCUGCCGCGUCCUGCGCAAGGGCUGCGGCGACGCCUGCACCAUCCGCCCCUGCCUGCAGUGGAUCGAGGCCCCCGAGGCGCAGGCCAACGCCACCGUCUUCCUCGCAAAGUUCUACGGCCGGGCGGGCCUGCUCAACCUGCUCGCCGCCGCGCCCGACGACGGCGUCCGCCCCGCGGUCUUCCGCUCCCUGCUCUACGAGGCGUGCGGCCGCAUCGUCAACCCGGUCUACGGCUCCGUCGGCCUGCUCUGGUCGCGCCAGUGGCACAGGUGCGCCGACGCCGUCGAGGCCGUGCUCAGGGGGGACCCCGUCGUGCAGGUCGACGCCGGGUCCGACGCCGCCGCUGCCCCGCCGCUGCUCGCCGGCGCCAGGCCGCCGCCGCCGGCCGCCUUCGACAUCCGCCACGUCCCCAGGGAUCCCGACGCCACCGCCGCCGACCUCCUCCGCGCCGGCCGCAAGAGGUUCAAGCGCGCGGGUUCGUCUUCCAACGCCUCCAAGGCGAAGCCCCUGCCCCUCGAGCUCGAGGGCAAGGCCGGCAACAACGAACGCGCGUCGCCCAGCCCUCCCCCGACGCAACAACGAGAGGCGGAGGAGCUGCAGCCGGUGCCGAUGGUCGUCGAGCCAGAACACGGCGAGGAGUCCGCCGGCAGCCACGACCACCACCUGCAGCUGCAGGGGUGGUCGGAGGAGGACACCGACGUGGAGGCGGCCUCACACGUGAGCCAAGCCGAGGCUGAGCCGCCAGCCAGCAGCCAGAGCCAGGUGCUGGUAGCGGAUCAGGAGGAAGAGGAGGUUGGGCUCGAGCUCACGCUUGGGUUCGAGCCUGUCGUCAGGCAGCAGCCGAGGUCGUCGCGCUGCGACAAGAGCGGCUUGAGCGCGGCAUCGAGCCUCAUCGGCCUGCGGCUGCAGCUGCCGGCCGCCUAAGCACAGGCACAGCUCGCACCUAAACGAAUAGAGCAGUUUUGCGACCCUGCGCCUGCGGUGUUUGCUUAAAAAUAAGCUUUUGGACCCCCGGGUGCCAGGAGACACACAGUAGCCAACUUCAAAUUUUCUAGGUUUUGUUUAUCUUUUUCAAUUUUUCUUCUUGUCUUUAACUGUAAAAGUUGAUGGACUGCACAAUUACUCAGGUAGAGGGGGUUUGGUUCCCCGAUCAAAGAGGGCGUUUGGUUACUCGGUUUAGUUCUUAUAUCGAAUGUUUAAAUGCCAGUUAUAAGUAUUAUAUGUAGUAUAUUUAAAAAUUAAUUAUAUAAAUGAAGACUAAACAUUAGUAGAC
This is a messenger RNA of Zea mays, 1364 nucleotides long. Its product is annotated as seed specific protein Bn15D17A. The transcript has a single exon. The record is from RefSeq and is marked validated. Lineage: Eukaryota; Viridiplantae; Streptophyta; Magnoliopsida; Poales; Poaceae. The coding region runs from base 74 to 1015 and encodes 313 amino acids. Gene Ontology annotation, biological process: regulation of gene expression.